Molecule: messenger RNA, 1446 nt
Organism: Hemibagrus wyckioides
Lineage: Eukaryota; Metazoa; Chordata; Actinopteri; Siluriformes; Bagridae
Product: interaptin-like
Exons: 11
Coding region: 121-1197 (358 amino acids)
Biological process (GO): spindle localization; spindle assembly; telomere localization
Cellular component (GO): chromosome, telomeric region; lateral element; meiotic spindle pole
Molecular function (GO): dynein complex binding
Source: RefSeq, a predicted model, not a curated record
UUAAAGACUCGUUCGAAAUGAUUCCCUCGUGAUGAUAACAGGAAAAAGCGCGAGCCGUUCAUAUUAGCGCUUGUCCGUUACAGUCACCAAGUAAACAAGACGAUGUUGAGGUGUUAGAAGAUGCAGGUUGUGGAGGAGUUUGACUCUCUCUACACUCCAGAGGGACAGCAGGAUGAGGAUUCCUAUGAGGAUCCGGAUAAAGCCAAGCUCCUUCACUCCAACAGCUGCUUGAGGACCUUAUACACUGACCUGCAGAAAGUGGUGGAGAUGACGGAGGACAGCAACAUGCUUCUCAGGACCGAGAACAACGACCUGAAGAACCAAAUCAGAAGCAUGAAGCGGUCAAUUCGGAACGUCCAGCCUCUUCUGAAUGAACUGGAGGACAUUCAAGCUGCGAAGGCAGAGAAAGAUCAGAUCUGUGACGCCGUCGAGGCCAGCCGCAAAGAACUUGCGAAGGAAAACGAAACACUCAGACAGCAGAUAGAAACACUUACCUGCGAGACGUCCAGUUUCAUCCUGAAGAGAGAGCAGCAGGAGAAGGAGCUCUCCAAUCUCAGCUGUGUCCUAAGAGCUUUACAGCAACAGCUAGAGGAGAACAGGCUUCAUCUGGAACAGAAAGAUGAACUCAUACAUCAGAGGGAUUUUGUCAUCGAACAACUGAAAGACUCAGUGUCAGAAUACAUCACCAUUAACCAGGUCAUGAAGGAGAAGCUAAAGGAUUUAGAAGAACAGUUGGCUUUGGCUUUAGUGUAUGUACAUUCUCAGAAUUAUUCUCUCAUUACAUGCAAGAUGCCACGUCUUAGUAAAUCCACGUUUUUUUUAAAAUAUGUAUUUAACAGUAGCGGUGAAGGGAGCUUUAUGAAGGUGGAUAUGACACUGGCACUCGCUCCUGAGCAAGCUGUUUCACUCAGGGAAGAGCUCAGAAUUCUGUCUGAGGAUCAGAUGAACCCUGAGGAGGAACAGAAAGAGGAGGAAGAAAAUGCAGAGACUCUGGAGGAGCAUGCAGCACUUUACAUCUCAAAAAGCUGUGUGAGAUCUAUAGGGACAGGAGUCUGUGCUGCCGUGGCGCUGUGUUUCAGUGUGCUGGGUGUGUUUGGAGCGUUGGGUCCCACCGUGCUCGCGGACCUACUGGACACCGUCCGUCUUCUGAUCCAACCCUACUCUCGAGUACAUCACACCGGCCUUCCUCCUGUUUAAACACAAACGCCUCUCUCAAGACUUCUGUUCAUAUUACAGCUGUUCUUUUUCCACACUCUGAUAAUGUAAGAGUGUUCCCCUUAAACAAUUAAAUAUAACUUCUCCAACUUUGUGAGAUUUAGUUUGUUUGUUUUCCUCAUUCUCACCUGAUUGACUUUUUACUAAAACUGCUCCAGUCUCAAAUAAAACCCUUUUAGUUUUCAUGUUAAAUCAUUCGAUAAGCAUUCGACAUGAUAAUACACCAAAUGU